Laetiporus sulphureus 93-53 is the source of this 4395-nucleotide messenger RNA. RefSeq lists its product as uncharacterized. Gene Ontology annotation, biological process: mitotic DNA replication initiation; DNA replication; leading strand elongation. The record is from RefSeq and is a predicted model, not a curated record. The coding region runs from base 1 to 4395 and encodes 1464 amino acids. Gene Ontology annotation, molecular function: single-stranded DNA binding; DNA replication origin binding; pyrimidine nucleotide binding. Gene Ontology annotation, cellular component: alpha DNA polymerase:primase complex. NCBI's taxonomy places the organism in Eukaryota, Fungi, Basidiomycota, Agaricomycetes, Polyporales, Laetiporaceae. The transcript has 19 exons.
AUGUCCGACCGUGCUAUGCGCGAGAAGAAAGCGAGGCUUGAGAAGUUGGCCGAGUACAAACGCGCUCGGGAAGGCGGCGGUCGUACCUGGAAGGAAGAUGAAGACGUUCGUAUAUAUGAUGAGGUAACUGAAGAGCAGUACAAGUCUAUCGUUCGUGGGAGGCUCGCGAAGGACGACUUUGUGGAGGAUGAUGGUGCCGAGGGCUACAUGGACAAUGGAUUGGACGAUUUCUCGGAGGCAGAACAAGGCGCGGAUAGCGAAGACGUUAGGGGAAAGCGAAAAGCAAAAAGUGGCAAAGCUGAUUCGAAGGCGAGACCAAAGGGAAAACCCAAGGCGCCUCCGCCCACUGUCACCCCUUCCAUUAGUGCCUAUCGUCCGGCAGUCUCAAAGGAGCAAGAAGAUGACUUCAUGCAAGACAUUCUUGGCCAGUUCAAUGAUAUGGAGAAGACCGUUAGCAAUGCCACCGCAAUCUCAAGGUCUCGCAAGCGCAAGCCGAGCAUAGAGAGGAACGAGGAGCGGGAAUUCUCAACCAAGCCCCGCACAUCUUUAUAUCGGCAUCGUGAUGCCUAUCAUCAUAGGUCCUCCUACCCAACCGCAGACAUGUCCUCCGAUGGAUUCCUUGAUGACCCACUAGACCACAUUCCCGCCAGCGACGAUGAAAUCCUCAGCCCCAAGAAGAAGAUGCGGACUGAGGCUAGCGACCUGAAGCCCGCUAUCGAGCAGCUAAGUCAAUUGGGAGUUUACAGCGACGCUAGCGAGCCAGACGAGUAUGAUUCGGCCUUCGACGACAGUGACUUAAUGGAUGUCGAUAUUGCGGAGCUUGACAACCGGAAGCCGAAGCCCGUGAACUCAGGACGCAUACAAGUGAAGAUGGAGACGGAGGAGGAACAUAAGCCUCUAAAGCCUAUCAAUGGCAAGCUCAAUAUGAAGCAGGAGACGACGCCGUCUUGGCUCUCUGUAUAUGAAUCCUUGAAAACCGCCCCGGAAGAGAUGAUAGGUCAUUCGACUAUGGCCUCGGGGAUCUCAAGUAAUCCCUCCGACGUCUCUGUACUUGAGCCAGAUGGCUCGCUGCGAUUCUUCUGGCUCGACUACCUGGAACAUGAAGGCAAGCUAUAUUUUAUUGGCAAGACGCAAGACAAAGCAUCGAAGGCAUGGCUUUCAUGCUGUGUCAUGGUGGAGAAUUUGCAGCGGAAUCUGUUCGUUCUCCCGCGCGAGCGCCGCGUCGAUCUAGACGAGGAGACUGGAGAAAUAUACGAGACAGAUGUCAUCCCCGAGAUGUCUGACAUUUAUAGCGACUUCGACCAGAUCCGUCGCAGGACUGGUAUCAAGAGUUGGAAGGGCAAAGUCGUGAAGAGAAGGUAUGCGUUUGGGGAGAAGGACGUCCCGAGAGGUGAAUCUCAGUGGUUCAAGGUCGUAUAUGGCUUCAAUGAGCCUCAGCUUCCGAAUAAUGUCUCUAGUCCUAACUUUGCUCGCAUCUUCGGCACCAAUACUACCGCAUUCGAGUUGCUGGUACUCAAGCGGAAGAUCAUGGGUCCAUGCUGGCUUCAGAUCAAGAAACCUCAGCUAGAUCACAAGGGAGUGUCUUGGUGCAAAGUCGAAGCCACCGUGUCUGAUCCCAAAGAUAUUAAUCCGUUUUCUGAGACUGAUGAUCAAGCCCCGAGGGAGAUGCCUCCUCUCAACGUCGUGAGUCUUAGCUUGCGGACAAUUGUCAACCAUAAAGAGAACAACCGCGAGAUCGUCUGUGCCACAGCUCGAAUCUGGUCAAAUUUGGACAUCGACGAUCCCACUCCACCCGAAGCUCUACCAUGCACCGUCCGAACGUUCGUCCGACCCCUGGACAAGUUCCCGCCCAACUUCGAGACUCGCGCUCGAGGCAAUGGUAAAGGAGUGAUCUCGCCGAUGAAGAAUGAGCGAAUGCUUCUGAACAGCUUGUUAGUUACUAUUCACAAAGCAGAUCCGGACGUGAUCGUAGGACAUGAGUUCCUUGGCGUGUCCUUGGAUGUCCUACUUCACCGGAUGCGCGACUUAAAGGCGGAUCAUUGGUCAAGGAUAGGUCGCUUUAGAAGAUCUAAAUGGCCAAGCAUCGGCCGGCAAGGUACCAACCUUAAGUUCGUCAAUGGAAGAUUGCUAUGUGACCUUGCAAGUGACAGCGCGAAGGGCAUGAUAUCCUCGACGACCUGGUCUCUAACAGAGAUGUGCAAGACACAUCUGAAAAGCGAGCGACAGGACAUAGAUCCAGACGACACAGCGAGCUACUUCGACAGUAGCGUUAGCUCGCCUGAGCGACUGCUCACCUUCGUUCGUCAUUGUGAACUCGAUGCUCAUUUUCAGAUGGCGCUUGCUGCGAAAGUGCAAAUAUUGCCUCUGACGAGGCAGCUCACGAACCUGGCGGGCAAUUCAUGGAAUAAGACCUUAAAUGGUGGGCGUGCCGAGCGCAACGAGUACAUUCUGCUGCACGAAUUUCAUCGCUUGAAGUACAUUUGCCCGGACAAACUGUGGGGCAAGAAAGCGGCUACGGCAGAGAAGGUGUCCCAUGACGAUGAUGCAGAAGGCGGCAAGACCACAAAAGGGAAGAGAGAUAAGUACAAAGGAGGUCUUGUCUUUGAGCCGAAACGUGGACUGUGGGACAAGUACAUCCUUGUCAUGGAUUUCAACUCGCUGUACCCCAGCAUCAUCCAAGAGUACAACAUCGACUUCACUACUGUCGAGCAAAUGGAAGAUGAGGACGGCGAGGAGAAGAUGCCGGAACCGCCAAGCUCUGACGUUACUCAGGGCGUCCUGCCUCGCUUGAUCGCCACUUUGGUGAACCGCCGUCGACAAGUCAAGAGCUUGAUGAAAGACCGCAAAGCGACGCAGUCGCAACUGUUGCAGUGGGAUAUCAAGCAAAUGGCUCUGAAGCUAACCGCCAACAGUAUGUACGGAUGUCUCGGUUUCGAGUAUUCGAGGUUCUAUGCGAGGCCACUCGCCGCCUUGACGACCUUCAAGGGACGAGAAAUUCUGACACAUACGCGAGAACUGGCAGAGAGUCUGCAACUCGAUGUCGUUUACGGAGAUACCGACUCUGUGUUCGUCAACUCAAACGUCACUGACCUCGCGGAAGCCUUGAAGAUCUCCGCAGAGUUCAAGAAGGCUGUAAACGACCGAUACAAGCUGCUCGAGAUCGAUCUGGAUGGCAUCUUCCAGCGGCUGCUUCUUCUGCAGAAGAAGAAGUAUGCUGCCAUUAAGGUGGAGGACGGCACGCGGACGUCGACUGAAGUCAAGGGUCUGGAUAUGAAACGAAGAGAGUAUUGUGUCCUCUCCAAAAAUGUCUCUCAUUACGUUCUCGAACAAAUACUUUCGGGAGAAGCGACCGAGACGGUCGUCGAGCGAAUACACGAGUAUUUGACGAGCAUGGGGGAGGAUGUGCGUGCCGGCAAGGUCAAGAUGGACGACUUCAUCGUCUUCAAGCGACUAGGCAAGAAUCCGGAAGACUACCCCGACGCCAAGAGCCAACCUCAUGUCCAGGUCGCAAUGCGCAUGAAGGCAAGGGGCGGUACGGCUCGCGCAGGCGAUGUGAUACCCUAUGUGUUCUGUUUGGGCGAGAACGGCGAGGCUGCGAAAUCGGCGCAGGCUGACCGGGCGAAGCACCCUGACGAAUUGCGCAGGGCGGAGUCGGAGCUGAAGAUCGACUACGAGUACUACCUGUCGCAGCAAAUACUCCCUCCAAUUGAACGGCUGUGCGAGCCGAUUGAGGGCACCGAUCGUGCACGACUAGCGGAAUGUCUAGGACUGGAUGCAAGCCGCUAUCGCUCUAGCGCGGGCGAGUCAGAAGAGCGGUACUUCGGCACCCUCGACUCGCUCAUAUCGGAAGCCGAGCGGUUCAACGAUGCGGAUCAUUUCAUCGUGCGGUGUCGUCAAUGCAAGGCUGAGAUUGCAUUUGAGCCCAUCAGUGACAGAGAGUCAUCACUUUUAUUGCCCUCCGGUCCUACAUGCCCCGGAUGCAAGUCCGUGAUGGGCACGGCAAGUCUUCAAGUUCAGCUGGAGACGCAGAUCCGCGAGCAUAUAAAUAAGUACUAUGAGGGAUGGACGGUCUGCGACGACCCGACGUGCGGGAACCGCACGCGCAUGAUGCGCGUCUAUGGCCGGCGGUGCUUGCGACAGGGAUGCGCAGGAUCUGUCUCGUUUGAGUACUCGGAUGCGCAGCUCUACAAUCAGCUGCGAUACUAUGCUUCCUUGUUCAGUGCUGAGAAAGCAAUGAAGGCGGUUACUGGCGUCAAGCUUGAUGAGUUGAGAGCACUGGUCAACGUUCAGGCAGAGUUUCUGCAGACGAUGGACGCGACCGUCGAGAAAUACCUCGAGCAGUGCGGGCGGCGAUGGGUGGAUCUCACGUCGCUGUUUUCCUUCAUGAAGGUGUAG